GGCGUGUGAAGUCUGACAUGUGCGAUGGCCGUACAAGUUCCUUCUUGAGCAACACAAAUCUUUUCUUUAGUUAGUGGGCGAUUAUUUCUACCGAGGAGAUCUUGUGAUUGUGACAAUUCUAAGUAAUUUGACCCGUCUCUCUGUCUCUAACUGGAACGAUCUGGACGAGCGUCUUCCUGAAAUCGGCAUCUGUGUAUUGUGUUUGUUGUUCAUUCAAUCAGGUCAGGUCGCAGCGAGUUUGUUUGUUGUGUUAUUAUUGUUCGAGGUGUAGAUCUAGACUGAGAAUCCAGGCGUAUUUGUGCACAGACUGCGGACUAGACAAGAUCUAAACCUACUAAAAUAUUUGAUAACUUCAAAAUUGACGAGGCCUGCUCGAAACACGCACAGUCCAGGAGGCAUGAACCGUCUGCCUGUGACAGCUAUAGACAGUGAUGAUUCAGCCUCAGACUGGGACUCCACUGUGGCUGAGGCCCCUCCACAGUCCCCUCAAGCCAGUGCUCCUGUUGUGGAGACAGAGGGGGAGUAUGCAACAGUCACCCCCCGACCCAGGACCAGUCUCCAAGGGACACUUCUGAAAGCUCGGCCGUAUCUGAUGUACCGUCGCCCCCACCUCACAUGACUUCUUUCCAGAAUUCACUCAAUGACUACUCAGUGGUAGCCGACCCGGCCCCAGAGAUCCCGUCGCGAAGAUACACGACCAAAGGAAUGUUGUACACCGUGCCGGAGACAGAGGGCUACCCCACCCCCCAACCCCCUGUGGCGGUGAACUGGGACGACAGCGACGCAGAGGAGCAGGUGCUGAAGGAACUGCAGCAAAAUCUGGAGAGGGACAGGCAGCGGCAACAGGCGGGUGGGGAAAGGAAGAUAACUCUGUCAGAGGCUUCUCUCUCCAACGGGAAUGAAAACCGAGGCUACUCCCCGAGCCCCACAGUGACCAGAGCGGGUGAGACCACCCUGGAGAGAUGGACGCGGACCAAGGACGGCGGGAAGCGAGAGAAAUCUCCGGAAUCUCUCCACAAGCCGGACCGACGUUCCGAUGUUGUCUCCAAGUCAGCUGUUGAACUUGACAUUGGCUACCUGCGAUCUCCGGGUGUGGGCGGUGAAGGAGGGCGGGGCCAGACUGUGUUUCUCCAAGACUCCACGGGAAAGAAGUGUGUGUUUUUCUUUGAGGAGGGAAGCCUCCACUUCUUGAAAGUUGAAGAUGACGAAGUCAAUGCUUACCUGCCGGAUAAAGUUGACAAGUUGGACAAGGUGUUCCGGCGCAUCUGGCGUGAAGGCUUUUCUGUCCUGCGCAUCUUCACGUCGUUCUUCGUCCUGAUGGUGCUGGAGCUGGUGCUGUACUUGAUGAAGCACGUGCUGCGCCCCCUGGUGGUGGAUGUGCUGGGGACCGUCGGCGACCACUUCCUGAAGCCACUCUUCACCGUGACCUUCAACGCAAUUAUCCAGCCGGUGGCGGCUUUUCACUGGAAUAUCUUCAGCGCUUUGUAUCACGCAUUUGGACCUUUCGUAAAGUUUCUCGGAGCCAUAUUGUCACUGGUUGCCAUUCCCCUGCGAGCGUUCCGCCUGUUUGUCUUCAACUGGCACAAUCCCCCCUCUCGCCACAAAGGAGAAGUUGACAUUGUCUGAGGCAACGGAGAUGAGCUUCUUAACCCUCCAAGUGUCGACAACCGAAUGAAUAGGCCGCCCUAACUUUCGUUAUAUGGUGGAGCGACCAACUCAAUCGGCCGUAAUUUGAGUCGCUAUUCCGGUUUGUUUAUCCCGUUUUUUUAUAACGCCAAACAUUUCAACUCGUUCACAAAAGGGAUCUGCUUCCUAUUUACAUUCUUUUUUCCUCAAAAUGUGUAGAUUUAUGGCUGUUAUAUUAUUCUUUGUUUGCUUGUUCUCAAGCAUUCUCCAACAUGAGGUGAUCAAAUCAAUUAAUUUUCCCUGACACCACAGGCAAUUUGGUCACUUUUAAGGACAAGACGGCUAUCCCGAAAAAUGCUGUUUUGAGAAAAACGAAGGUAAAGUCUUU
Molecule: messenger RNA, 2014 nt
Organism: Aplysia californica (California sea hare)
Lineage: Eukaryota; Metazoa; Mollusca; Gastropoda; Aplysiida; Aplysiidae
Source: RefSeq, a predicted model, not a curated record